Molecule: messenger RNA, 8183 nt
Organism: Chenopodium quinoa (quinoa)
Lineage: Eukaryota; Viridiplantae; Streptophyta; Magnoliopsida; Caryophyllales; Amaranthaceae
Biological process (GO): DNA integration
Molecular function (GO): nucleic acid binding
Source: RefSeq, a predicted model, not a curated record
CAAAACACCCGCAGAGGCAAAGAAACUGAUUGCAAACAUGGCUGCAAACUCUCAGUAUCGAGGAGGUCGAAAUAUCACGUCCACCUCUAUACGUCAAGUUAAUGAAGUGGUGAGUUCUAACCUCGAGCAACAAGUAGCUAAACUCACUUCCUUAGUGGAGCGAGUAAUGAUCGAAAAAGGGCAAGAAAAAGUAUGUGGCCUUUGUUCAAUGGUAGGACACCCAACUGAUAUGUGUCCUACUCUGCAAGAAGAAGAAGUGAAUUCGAUUGGUGGUGGUCAGGGGCAGCAAAGACGUUAUGAUCCAUUCUCUCAGACUUAUAAUCCGGGGUGGAGAGAUCAUCCAAACCUGAGAUAUGGUAAUGCUCAGCAGCAGGCAGGAAACUCUAACCUCAGACCACCAGCUUUCCAGCAACAGCAAGCUUCUAAUCCUCCACCUGGUUUUCAUCAGCAACCACAAUAUCAGCCGCGACCUCAAAAUCAGCAAGUUUCCCAGCCACAAUCGGGUAGCAUGUCUCUAGAAGAUAUUGUGAAGGCAAUGGCUGACAACACUUUGCAUUUCCAGCAAGAGACAAGAAGUGGUCUAAAGAACUUGGAGAACCAAGUUUCUCAGUUAUCUAACACAGUGGGAAAGCUCCAAGCUCAGAAUUCUAAUAAGCUUCCGAGUCAACCAGAGAGAAAUCGGGAGAACGCGAGUGCAAUCUCCCUGAGAAGUGGAAAGCAAUUAGAGGUUCCAACGAAAAAGACUGAAGAGCUGGCAGCACACCAAGAGGAACAAAGGACUAUUGUUCCAGAGCAAGAUAAGCAGCCCACUAAGGUAAGAUAUGUUGUUUCUCCUAAUACUGAUCAGUUUACUUCUUCUAUUCCAUUUCCCAGCAGGUUAUCAUCUAAGAAUAAGAAGAGAGAGCAAGAAAAGGAGAAAGAGACCCUGGACAUUUUUCGCAAGGUUGAGGUAAACAUACCUUUACUGGAAGCUAUAAGACAAGUGCCGCGGUAUGCAAAGUUUUUGAAGGAGUUAUGCACUAACAAGAGUAGAUUGAGUGGAGAUGAAAAAGUCAGUGUAAGUGAGAAUGUGUCUGCUGUUUUACAGAGGAAAGUUCCUCCAAAGUGCAAGGAUCCAGGUAUUUUUACUAUACCAUGUAAAAUAGGUAACACGAGAUACGAUAAAUGCAUGCUAGAUUUAGGAGCUUCUAUUAAUGUCAUGCCUUUAUAUAUCUAUAAAGCUCUGAACUUAGGACCUUUGAAAGACACUCGAGUGAUUAUUCAGCUUGCUGACCGUUCUAAUACAUACCCUGUAGGAGUAGUUGAGGAUGUUUUAGUGCAAGUGAAUGAACUGGUAUUUCCUGCUGAUUUUUAUGUUUUAGAUAUGCCAAAUGAUGAAUCCCCUAGUGCAGCACCUAUCUUAUUAGGAAGACCUUUUCUGAAAACAUCUAGAACUAAAAUUGAUGUUCACAGUGGGGUGUUGACCAUGGAAUUCGAUGGGGAGGUUAUCCGGUUUAAUUUAUUUGAUGCCAUGAGAUAUCCCUCUGAUUGUGAAUCUGUUUCUAGUAUAGAUGUCAUUGAUGCACUAACUGAGCAGGUAUUCUUUCUCUUUGUUCAUGAUGGGUUAGAUGUUGUUUUGACUGCGCCUAUGGAAAAAGAAAAGUAUACUGACUUGCAGGAACAUUUUGAGCUUAAGGGGGAAGUUAAGGAAGCUUUUUCCUCUCUGGAAAUACUUCUCGAUAAGCAGUCAAGGUAUGACAAACAGUUUAUGCAGUUACCUGUCACUUCUAACAGAUUGUUACCUUCUAUUGUACAGGCCCCUGAAGUGGAACUAAAGCCACUGCCAGACCAUCUCAAGUGUGCAUUUUUGGGAGAAAAUGACACUCUGCCAGUCAUAAUCGCGAGUAAUCUAACUCCAAAUCAAGAGCAAAAGCUGGUGCAAGUUCUGAAGGAGCAUAAAACAGCUCUAGGGUGGACGAUUGCUGAUUUAAAAGGAAUUAGUCCCUCUAUGUGUCAGCACAGAAUCUUAUUAGAAGAGGGAGCUAAACCCGUGAGACAAGUGCAGCGACGACUUAAUCCACCUAUGAUGGAAGUGGUGAAGAAAGAAGUAAUGAAGCUUCUUGAAGUAGGGGUGAUAUACCCUAUAUCAGAUAGCCCUUGGGUCAGUCCCUUGCAAGUGGUCCCAAAAAAGUCAGGAGUCACAGUGGUGGAAAACGAUAAGGGAGAAAUGGUUCCCACCCGAGUACAAAAUGGGUGGAGAGUUUGUGUAGAUUACAGAAAACUCAAUUCUUUGACUCGAAAAGAUCAUUUUCCCUUACCAUUUAUUGAUCAAAUGGUAGAACGUCUUGCUGGUCAUGCUUAUUACUGUUUUCUUGACGGUUUUUCAGGUUAUGUGCAGGUCCCUAUAACUCCGGAGGAUCAAGAAAAAACGACGUUCACAUGCCCGUACGGCACGUUUGCGUAUCGUCGUAUGCCAUUUGGACUGUGCAAUGCUCCAGCGACUUUUCAGAGAUGUAUGGUAAGCAUCUUUUCAGAUUACCUUGAAAAUUUCAUAGAAGUUUUCAUGGAUGAUUUCACUGUACAUGGAGAUUCUUUUGAUAGAUGCUUAGAACACCUCACUUUGGUCCUUAAACGUUGUCUUGAAACUAACCUUGUGCUUAAUUCUGAAAAAUGUCAUUUCAUGGUUCAACAAGGUAUAGUUUUAAGCCAUAUUGUGUCGUCUGAAGGAAUAAAAGUUGAUAAAGCUAAAAUAGAUCUUAUUUCUUCUCUACCUUACCCCACCUCUGUGCGGGAAGUUCGAUCUUUUCUUGGCCAUGCAGGGUUCUAUCGCAGGUUUAUCGAAGGAUUCUCGAAGAUUGCGCAACCACUAUGCAAACUACUCCAAAAGGAUGUGGAGUUCCACUUUGAUGAGGCCUGUAAGCAGGCAUUUGACAAGCUGAAAGACAAGUUGGUCACUGCCCCUGCUCUACAACCUCCUAACUGGGAGCUCCCAUUCGAGCUGAUGUGCGACGCUUCUAACUAUGCUGUAGGGGCAGUGCUAGGCCAGCGAGUUGGAAAAGUUCCCCAUGCCAUCUACUAUGCCUCAAGGACUUUGGAUGCAGCUCAAGCUAAUUAUACUACAACUGAGAAAGAACUUUUAGCUGUAGUUUAUGCUUUAGACAAAUUCAGGUCUUAUUUAUUGGGUACUAAAAUUAUUGUGUUUACUGAUCAUGCAGCGCUGAAAUAUUUAUGGUCAAAGGAUGUAUCCAAACCUAGGCUAAUACGUUGGAUAUUAUUGCUUCAACAAUUUAAUGUUGAAAUAAAAGAUAAAAAAGGUUCUGACAAUAGUGUUGCUGAUCAUUUGAGCAGGUUAGUUAUUGAAGCUGAUGAAGGUAAAGUCCCAAUCAAUGAAGAGUUCCCCGAUGAGCAGCUUCAUGCCUUGAACUCAAGAACUCCGUGGUAUGCUGAUUUGGUGAAUUUUUUAGUAUCAGGGAAGUUUCCAGCCAGCUACACCAAAGCACAGAAGGACCGGAUGCGUAGUAUAGCAAAAUACUACAUAUGGGAUGACCCAUACCUCUGGAAAUACUGUGCUGAUCAACUAAUCAGAAGGUGCGUACCCGAUUCUAAAAUUCUGUCUACACUAACUUUCUGCCAUUCUUAUGCAUGUGGGGGACAUUUUGGACCAAAGAGAACCGCACGCAAGGUUUUAGAGAGUGGAUUCUACUGGCCAUCCAUAUUUAAAGAUGCAUAUGAAAUCUGUAAGGCAUGUGAUAGUUGUCAAAGAACAGGUACACUAGGUCCUAGGAAUGAAAUGCCCCAAACUCCUAUCUUAAUAUGUGAAAUCUUCGACGUUUGGGGUAUGGAUUUUAUGGGUCCCUUCCCCUUUUCUUUCGGUUUUCAAUAUAUUUUGCUUGCUGUCGAUUAUGUCUCGAAAUGGGUGGAAGCUAUAGCCACCCGUACUGAUGACUCUAAAGUUGUUGCAGAAUUUUUGAAAUCAAAUAUUUUUGCUAGAUACGGAUUCCCGAGAGCCAUCAUCAAUGACAAGGGGACACACUUUUGCAAUAAGACAAUAGGAGCUCUCUUGAAGAAGUAUAAUGUGUUUCAUCGAGUGUCCACUGCAUAUCACCCACAAACAAAUGGACAGGCAGAAGUCUCCAAUCGAGAAAUCAAGUCCAUUCUAGAGAAGACUGUGAAUCCAAACAGGAAAGAUUGGAGUCUCCGCCUCAACGAUGCUCUGUGGGCGUACAGAACAGAGUAUAAAACUCCGAUCGGGAUGUCUCCUUACAGGCUUGUGUUUGGUAAACCUUGCCAUCUGCCAGUAGAAUUGGAACACAAAGCCUUUUGGGCCGUGAAACAAUGCAAUAUGGAAAUGGAUGCAGCGAGGGAGCACAGGAAACUUCAAUUGCAAGAACUUGAGGAAAUCCGAAAUGAUGCUUUCGAGAAUGCGAGAAUUUACAAGGAGAAGACCAAGGCAUUCCAUGAUGAGCGCAUAACACGAAAGACAUUUACAGUUGACGGUUUUUCAGGUUAUGUGCAGGUCCCUAUAACUCCGGAGGAUCAAGAAAAAACGACGUUCACAUGCCCGUACGGCACGUUUGCGUAUCGUCGUAUGCCAUUUGGACUGUGCAAUGCUCCAGCGACUUUUCAGAGAUGUAUGGUAAGCAUCUCAGAUUACCUUGAAAAUUUCAUAGAAGUUUUCAUGGAUGAUUUCACUGUACAUGGAGAUUCUUUUGAUAGAUGCUUAGAACACCUCACUUUGGUCCUUAAACGUUGUCUUGAAACUAACCUUGUGCUUAAUUCUGAAAAAUGUCAUUUCAUGGUUCAACAAGGUAUAGUUUUAAGCCAUAUUGUGUCGUCUGAAGGAAUAAAAGUUGAUAAAGCUAAAAUAGAUCUUAUUUCUUCUCUACCUUACCCCACCUCUGUGCGGGAAGUUCGAUCUUUUCUUGGCCAUGCAGGGUUCUAUCGCAGGUUUAUCGAAGGAUUCUCGAAGAUUGCGCAACCACUAUGCAAACUACUCCAAAAGGAUGUGGAGUUCCACUUUGAUGAGGCCUGUAAGCAGGCAUUUGACAAGCUGAAAGACAAGUUGGUCACUGCCCCUGCUCUACAACCUCCUAACUGGGAGCUCCCAUUCGAGCUGAUGUGCGACGCUUCUAACUAUGCUGUAGGGGCAGUGCUAGGCCAGCGAGUUGGAAAAGUUCCCCAUGCCAUCUACUAUGCUGACGGUUUUUCAGGUUAUGUGCAGGUCCCUAUAACUCCGGAGGAUCAAGAAAAAACGACGUUCACAUGCCCGUACGGCACGUUUGCGUAUCGUCGUAUGCCAUUUGGACUGUGCAAUGCUCCAGCGACUUUUCAGAGAUGUAUGGUAAGCAUCUUUUCAGAUUACCUUGAAAAUUUCAUAGAAGUUUUCAUGGAUGAUUUCACUGUACAUGGAGAUUCUUUUGAUAGAUGCUUAGAACACCUCACUUUGGUCCUUAAACGUUGUCUUGAAACUAACCUUGUGCUUAAUUCUGAAAAAUGUCAUUUCAUGGUUCAACAAGGUAUAGUUUUAAGCCAUAUUGUGUCGUCUGAAGGAAUAAAAGUUGAUAAAGCUAAAAUAGAUCUUAUUUCUUCUCUACCUUACCCCACCUCUGUGCGGGAAGUUCGAUCUUUUCUUGGCCAUGCAGGGUUCUAUCGCAGGUUUAUCGAAGGAUUCUCGAAGAUUGCGCAACCACUAUGCAAACUACUCCAAAAGGAUGUGGAGUUCCACUUUGAUGAGGCCUGUAAGCAGGCAUUUGACAAGCUGAAAGACAAGUUGGUCACUGCCCCUGCUCUACAACCUCCUAACUGGGAGCUCCCAUUCGAGCUGAUGUGCGACGCUUCUAACUAUGCUGUAGGGGCAGUGCUAGGCCAGCGAGUUGGAAAAGUUCCCCAUGCCAUCUACUAUGCCUCAAGGACUUUGGAUGCAGCUCAAGCUAAUUAUACUACAACUGAGAAAGAACUUUUAGCUGUAGUUUAUGCUUUAGACAAAUUCAGGUCUUAUUUAUUGGGUACUAAAAUUAUUGUGUUUACUGAUCAUGCAGCGCUGAAAUAUUUAUGGUCAAAGGAUGUAUCCAAACCUAGGCUAAUACGUUGGAUAUUAUUGCUUCAACAAUUUAAUGUUGAAAUAAAAGAUAAAAAAGGUUCUGACAAUAGUGUUGCUGAUCAUUUGAGCAGGUUAGUUAUUGAAGCUGAUGAAGGUAAAGUCCCAAUCAAUGAAGAGUUCCCCGAUGAGCAGCUUCAUGCCUUGAACUCAAGAACUCCGUGGUAUGCUGAUUUGGUGAAUUUUUUAGUAUCAGGGAAGUUUCCAGCCAGCUACACCAAAGCACAGAAGGACCGGAUGCGUAGUAUAGCAAAAUACUACAUAUGGGAUGACCCAUACCUCUGGAAAUACUGUGCUGAUCAACUAAUCAGAAGGUGCGUACCCGAUUCUAAAAUUCUGUCUACACUAACUUUCUGCCAUUCUUAUGCAUGUGGGGGACAUUUUGGACCAAAGAGAACCGCACGCAAGGUUUUAGAGAGUGGAUUCUACUGGCCAUCCAUAUUUAAAGAUGCAUAUGAAAUCUGUAAGGCAUGUGAUAGUUGUCAAAGAACAGGUACACUAGGUCCUAGGAAUGAAAUGCCCCAAACUCCUAUCUUAAUAUGUGAAAUCUUCGACGUUUGGGGUAUGGAUUUUAUGGGUCCCUUCCCCUUUUCUUUCGGUUUUCAAUAUAUUUUGCUUGCUGUCGAUUAUGUCUCGAAAUGGGUGGAAGCUAUAGCCACCCGUACUGAUGACUCUAAAGUUGUUGCAGAAUUUUUGAAAUCAAAUAUUUUUGCUAGAUACGGAUUCCCGAGAGCCAUCAUCAAUGACAAGGGGACACACUUUUGCAAUAAGACAAUAGGAGCUCUCUUGAAGAAGUAUAAUGUGUUUCAUCGAGUGUCCACUGCAUAUCACCCACAAACAAAUGGACAGGCAGAAGUCUCCAAUCGAGAAAUCAAGUCCAUUCUAGAGAAGACUGUGAAUCCAAACAGGAAAGAUUGGAGUCUCCGCCUCAACGAUGCUCUGUGGGCGUACAGAACAGAGUAUAAAACUCCGAUCGGGAUGUCUCCUUACAGGCUUGUGUUUGGUAAACCUUGCCAUCUGCCAGUAGAAUUGGAACACAAAGCCUUUUGGGCCGUGAAACAAUGCAAUAUGGAAAUGGAUGCAGCGAGGGAGCACAGGAAACUUCAAUUGCAAGAACUUGAGGAAAUCCGAAAUGAUGCUUUCGAGAAUGCGAGAAUUUACAAGGAGAAGACCAAGGCAUUCCAUGAUGAGCGCAUAACACGAAAGACAUUUACAGUGGGGCAGAAAGUUCUCUUGUACCAUUCUCGGCUCAAACUUUUUCCCGGUAAACUCCGUUCUCGAUGGGUGGGGCCCUUUAUUAUUACCAAGGUGUAUGACCAUGGUGCGGUUGAGAUUAGUAGUGAGGAGACGGGGAAGGAAUUUAAGGUGAAUGGUCAUCGACUCAAGCCGUACUAUGAGGGUCAUCAGGUCCAGAACAUUGAAGUGAUGGAGCUAGAAGCUCCAAAUUAUGAAGACUAGUAUGCUGUAAAGGCGUCGAGCUAAUGACGAUAAAUAAAGCGCUCUUGGGAGGUAGCCCAAAUCUAGGAUUAUAAUUCGAUUAUUUUUUUCAUUUUUUUUAUUUUCAUCAUUUUAUUUUAAUUGUUAUGCAGUGUAAAAAAAAAAAAAAGAAAACUAUGAGAGAGAGAGAGAGCUUCCAGAUUUCUUAUAUGCUUAUUUUCAAAUCUUUCAUAGUCCUCUGGGAACAGACACAUUUAAUUUGCUUGGUUAAAUCUGGUAUUGUUUGUUACAGGACAUGCUUCAUAGCACACAAGCAUUUGCCGGCUGAUUAAAAGCCGACAUCGAUGUGGAUAUGUUGCAGCAACCUGGGAACAUGCAACAAGAAUAUUGAGGCUGGAAUUGGGGAUGGAAUUCAAAAGCUUUGCUUUUAAUUUCUGGUCCGGCAAAGCUGCAGCAUCGAAACAGUAAUGAGGCAGCAGAUCUGCAGUCAAGCAGUGGAGGCAACGCUUUAAGCUUGGGGGAAGAGUGGCGAACCAGAUAACUACCAGCAUGUUCCACUUUUUCCGGUGAGCUCGUUUCCUUAUCUGUUUCUAUUUUAAUCCCCUUAUUUUUUAUUUAUUUAUUUUUUUUACAGUCACACAUUGAGGGCAAUGUGUGGAUUAAUCUUGGG